This is a messenger RNA of Ostrinia furnacalis (Asian corn borer), 1149 nucleotides long. It is a transcript of the gene Spx, whose product is annotated as spliceosomal protein on the X. The coding region runs from base 79 to 1107 and encodes 342 amino acids. Lineage: Eukaryota; Metazoa; Arthropoda; Insecta; Lepidoptera; Crambidae. Gene Ontology annotation, biological process: positive regulation of mRNA splicing, via spliceosome. Gene Ontology annotation, molecular function: RNA binding. The transcript has 6 exons. The record is from RefSeq and is a predicted model, not a curated record. Gene Ontology annotation, cellular component: U2 snRNP; precatalytic spliceosome; nucleolus.
UUUCGUAUUUCCGAACGUUAUCGAUGAUGAUGACGCCGCCAUAAAAAAAAACAAAGUCAAAACUGCUGUCACAAUAAAAUGGCAGCGGGACCGAUUGCUGAGCGAAAUCAAGAUGCCACCAUCUAUGUGGGAGGCCUUGAUGACAGAGUUUCGGAAACCCUGCUCUGGGAACUGUUUGUUCAAGCUGGACCAGUUGUGAAUGUGCAUAUGCCAAAGGAUAGAGUGACACAGACUCACCAAGGAUAUGGAUUUGUGGAAUUCAUGGGAGAGGAAGAUGCUGAUUAUGCAAUAAAGGUGAUGAACAUGAUAAAACUCUAUGGCAAGCCAGUAAGAGUGAACAAAGCAUCUGCCCAUCAGAAGAAUUUAGAUGUAGGAGCCAAUGUGUUCAUAGGAAACUUAGAUCCGGAAGUGGAUGAAAAACUACUAUACGACACAUUCUCUGCAUUUGGAGUCAUAUUACAAACACCAAAGGUAAUGCGAGACCCAGAAACUGGCAAUUCAAAGGCCUUCGCAUUCAUAAACUUCGCAUCAUUUGAGGCAUCAGACGCUGCUAUAGAAGCGAUGAACAACCAGUAUCUAUGCAACAGGCCCAUAUCAGUGUCGUACGCCUUCAAGAAGGAUGUCAAAGGAGAGAGGCACGGCUCUGCGGCAGAAAGAUUGCUCGCCGCCCAGAACCCUCUAUCGCACGCGGACAGACCUCACCAGCUCUUCGCGGACGCGCCUCCAACGAUGAUGGGACCAGUCCUAAUGGCGCCCCCUCCACCGCCCACACCGACCCCUAUGCCUCCCCCAGGCCCACCGAUGGGGGCUCGACCACCGCCCCCUCUGCCAAUGGCGGCACCCCCUCCACCGCCGUCAUCCAUGCCUCCGCCAGGCCCACCGCCUCCCCCUGGUCCACCGCCACCCCCACCCCCCUUCCACCACUUCCCCCCUCCCCCCUUCGGGCCCCCCGGCUUCGGACCCCCUCCCCCGCCCGGGGCCAGACCUCCCCCUCCCUGGAGACCGCCUCCUCCCUCUUUCAGGCCCCAAUUCCCGCCGCGAGGACCGCCGCCGUUCGGACAUCCGCCGUUUCCCCCUCAUCACCCUCCCGAAAACUACUCUUAUUGAGUGUAGUUAGGUUUAUUUUUAUAAUAGAGUAUUUUUAAUGAA